CAGACGUGAUCAUUCAUCGACACCUCUGGCAGGGUUAGGGUAGGAAAAGUUUUCACAAGUUGGAAAGUUGCUGGCGCAGGGUCCGAGCUGCUCCGGGGCAGGAUGGACGCACUGAAGUCUGCGGGAAGGGCGAUCAUCAGGAGUCCCAGUAUAGCAAAGCAGUCCUGGGGAGGCGGCAAGCACAAGAAGCUUCCAGAAAAUUGGACCGAUACCAGGGAAACGCUGUUGGAGGGAAUGUUGUUUCAUGUGAAGUAUUUGGGCAUGACCUUGGUAGAACAACCAAAAGGGGAAGAACUAUCUGCAGCUGCGGUGAAAAGGAUUGUAGCAACAGCCAAAGCAAGUGGAAAGAAGCUGCAGAAGGUUCUUUUAAAAGUAACUCCCAGAGGAAUAAUCCUUCAUGACAGUAUUACUAACCAGCUGAUUGAAAAUGUGUCCAUCUACAGGAUAUCAUAUUGCACAGCUGAUAAAUUGCACGAUAAAGUUUUUGCCUACAUUGCUCAAAGUCAGCACAAUGAAACCUUGGAAUGCCACGCGUUUCUCUGUUCAAAGCGGAAAAUGGCACAUGCGGUUACGUUAACAGUAGCUCAAGCUUUUAAAGUGGCUUUUGAGUUCUGGCAAGUAUCCCGAGAUAGUAAAGAGAAGAGAGAGAAGCCAGGCUCUGAUGGAGAGGGGGCAAGUAGUUCUCAGUCUGAUGGCUCCUCAAGUCUUGCUAGCCUUAAAGGAGCUACAGGUAAUCUCUUAGAAUUAGAUGAUGCUACCAAAGCCAUGGAUGGGUUCAAUACAAGUGACAAUCAUUUUGAUGGUAUAUUUCAACAAGGUGCUCCCAAUGAGAACAACAACAUAGUAUGGGAACUUGACGAUGGCUUGGACGAGGCUUUUUCAAGACUUGCAGAGUCCAGAACCAACCCUCAGGUUCUUGAUAUUGGAGUGACUGCAAGUGAUCUUCAGACUGAAGAAUGCUCCUCUCCUUUCAACUGGGACAGGAUGGAGUUGAAUCCUGCAGAUGGAGAUGAACUAUUUAUGUUCUGACACUGAUAAAACACUGCCAAUUAUCAAUGCAAUAGUCCCAACAAGAAUUCUUCACAUGGGACCAUAAACCAAAGCUUUAUCUCUCCAGAUUUGUUUUCUACCCCAUGAUGGUGGGAGUGGAGGGUAGGGUUGGUCAUUACUUACUCAUUCUGGAGCAAAAUCAGACUACCAUAUUUGUCCAAAGGGCCGCAGCAAAGUCUUUGCAAUAAAGAACUUUCUUUCAGAGGUUGUUGCUUCUGGAAAAAAAAUCUGUUACACAAUUUUGUAACUGGACAUGUGCAUUUUUUUUAUGCUGUACAUUGGGAAUGCAACAGAUGACACACCAGAUUAGUUGCCAAGCCUACUAUUCUGCAACCUUGGUUUUUUUUCUACACUUUGGACAAGAUACAGUUACACGUGUAUCUUCUACAUUUUUCCUUUUUAUUUUGUAGUGUACACAAGCUGGAUUUUUUUUUUCCCCUGUUCUCCCAUCCCCUUAAGUAAAACCCUCCUGGCUUGAUGUGAAAAUAGUCAUGUUGCACACCACUGCACAAGCUUACCCAAUUUGUUUGUCUCUUCCUACAGUAUUCCAACAGCACAGUACAUUUCAUCUGCUUUACACAAAUGAUCGCACUUCAUUGAGCACUGCACUUAUUUCUUUCUUCUAUUUAAACAAAAACUUAUAUGCUUUAAUUUACAAUUUUGGUGACAAUGGUAGAAUAUUAGGUAAUGCAUUAUCAAUAUAUUCAAGACGCAUGGUUUAUAUUGCAGUCUAUAUUGCUUAAACUUGAACUUUGUCCAGAUGUCUCUUAUCCUUCUGUUGGCUUCCACCUAACUUAUGCACUUCAUACACUGUAUAUGUUUACAUGUCGACUGGAUGUUACCUAUAUUACUGAUCUAGAUCUCUUUGUUUGGGUGUUGGAUUGAUUUGAUGACCUAACCGGUUUGUCCACACUAAUGUAACAAAACUAGUCUGUUACCGCUACUAAAAUCUGUUCUUUCAAAACUGUAAACAAUACACGGCAAUUUAAAGCUGUAAUAAUUUUAUUCUCUUGCUAAAAAUGAAUGCAGUACGUGUCCAUUAAAGUUUAUGAUGGUUGAUUAUUUGAUGUAGAAACACUUUAUGGCUAUGAUCAGUAUAGUUAUGAAACAUAUCAGUAUUUUAAAAGUAUGCUUUGUAAUGUAGCUACUUUAUUUGUAACUUAAGACCUGUAACAUGCAUCUGUCAAUUUUGAUGGCAUAGUCUGAUUUAAAGGGUUAAGGGGUAAGUGUAAUAUUCUGCAAGGAGACUGCAUCGGUAAGUGCCCGUUGGUUCAAAAAGGUAAUUGUUUAAAAGGUGCCAUUUGGACAACUUCUCCCCUAAAACAUUGGACUGACUCGGCAGGAACUCGUAGAUACCUGCAUCUCAUUACAUUUACCGACCCCCUCCAUGUUUGUCAACAUUUAAGUGGGACUGGCUUUCUAUUCUAUUCACAAACUAUCCUCCCAGUAAAGGUAAUUUGGUGUCCCUAUCAUAAAACCCCUCCUAUUUACUGUAGUUAGCAUUGUGUCUGCGAUUACCUUUUUGGUGCUGCACUGGUCCUAUCACAAGAGUUCCAAUACAGAGCUUUGAAUGAUUAACAUUAGCACUGCUGUCUGGUCUGUUACUAAUACACCACUGCUGGGUUAGGAGACUUUAUAUAACCCUUGUAUAGUUAAACACCCCUUCAUAGCCCUGUUCCCCAGUAGCUGGUAGGAUGGGCACCUCUUGUAAGCAUAAAUGAUGUAACCAAAAUAAAUUUCUACAUCGGAAAAUGCUGUAUUUGACAUAUAUAUAUAUAUAUAUAUAUAUAUAUAUAUAUAUAUAUAUAUAUAUAUAUAUAUAUAUAUAUAUAUAUAUAAUAUAUUAAAUAAACAUGCGUGUCAUACAUGCAAACCAUGUACUCUACUUACUUGGCCACAUAUAUUGUGAGAUCAGGCAUUCAGACCUUCUGUCAAGCAGCCAGUAAAGUUGAAAGGCUAUGCUCUCAGAGGGAUGCAGUGGCUGUUGCCUUCUGACCCAAGACUGAGUAAUAAGCCUCUGAAAAUGUUGGCAAUUUCACCCAGUUGCUGAUCUCACAGUAUGCAUAAGCGCCUUUUAAUCAAUGCAGUUUGGGAAGCAAAUUAUGUUUUGGUUAAAAAUGCAUAAAAUCCUAACUUCUGGAUUGAGUAGAUAAGUAACUUAAUUCUAUAUGGUAAUUUGUUUAUAAAAUGUUUAACUGUUAAGACCCUAGUCCUAUUUAAUGCCCUCACUACGAUUGGUUAUGGCAUCUCAGUCCAUCAAUGUUCAUGAAGUGUUUUUGGUAGUUGCCAGUUCUAGAGCUGCUUAAUAGGAAGCUUUUCCAGAUCUAGUGCUAAAAUGAAUUUUUGCAGACUACACUUUUUCUGUCUCCAGUGCUGCAUUUGCCUUUAAAGAGCUACUGUUCAUUUGACCUUCUCGUGCUAAAAUGAUGGGCAAUCGUGUCUGGUUUUAGCAAGAAGCUUAAUUAUUCAAUUUUUUGACAUUUCAGGGGCGAUGAGCAGGUAAGGUCAUAUGGAGGGAAGGUUUUUUUGGUUCCUCCAACCCCCCCCCCCAGCUAGCUUAACCCAACGGCUCCCUGCUCGACUAAAAGUUGUAAUACCAGUUUAUGCUGCCAAACACCCAUUUGUAAAACUAAAAUUUCACCUGUUUUCCCUGUCACUUGAAAUGUUUUGUACACCUCCUUUGACAUUUAUUUAUUGUAGAAAGGAGUAGAAUUAUUUUUGUUUAGAUAUUACUUAAAAUUGUAUUGCCUACUCUAAUGUACAUGGGGAAAAUAUUUUAGCAGCGAUAUAAUAUAUAUUUUUCUUUUAUACUGUUGUAUGGUAAUAUUGGCAAACGUUUGAAAACCAAAAUAAAAAUCUUGGUUUGAAAUGCU
Molecule: messenger RNA, 3923 nt
Organism: Pseudophryne corroboree (corroboree frog)
Lineage: Eukaryota; Metazoa; Chordata; Amphibia; Anura; Myobatrachidae
Gene: LDLRAP1
Product: low density lipoprotein receptor adaptor protein 1
Exons: 9
Coding region: 103-1029 (308 amino acids)
Source: RefSeq, a predicted model, not a curated record